Arachis ipaensis is the source of this 2770-nucleotide messenger RNA. The record is from RefSeq and is a predicted model, not a curated record. NCBI's taxonomy places the organism in Eukaryota, Viridiplantae, Streptophyta, Magnoliopsida, Fabales, Fabaceae.
UAAAUAUCAGCAUACCAAACCAAACACCCUAUUCUCUCUCACACCCACCGCAUUACUCAGAUCCAUACGUCUCUGUAGAUUCAUUUUUUCUUCUGCAGAGGGAGAAACCAACAAAUCCUCGCUCUUCUUCUUCAUCCAUGGCGAACCAAUCUGAAUCAUCUGAUCCGAAGGGAACGAAGAGGGAUUUCAGCACUGCGAUUCUUGAGCGGAAGAAGGCGCCGAAUCGGCUUGUUGUUGACGAGGCCGUCAACGAUGACAACUCCGUCGUCGCGCUUCAGGGAAAGAAAAGGAAAGACACAAUCUGUAUUGCACUUGCUGAUGACACAUGUGAGGAACCAAAAAUAAGGAUGAACAAGGUUGUGAGAAACAACCUUAGGGUUAGGCUUGGAGAUGUCGUCUCUGUGCAUCAAUGUGCUGAUGUCAAGUAUGGAAAGAGAGUCCACAUUCUUCCCGUUGACGACACUGUUGAAGGAGUAACAGGGAAUCUCUUUGAUGCAUACUUAAAACCUUAUUUCCUGGAGGCAUAUCGUCCAGUGAGGAAGGGUGACCUCUUUCUCGUGAGAGGAGGGAUGAGAAGUGUGGAGUUCAAGGUUAUUGAAACUGACCCAUCUGAGUACUGUGUUGUUGCUCCAGACACAGAGAUCUUCUGUGAAGGGGAACCCGUUAAAAGGGAAGAUGAGAACAGAUUAGAUGAGGUUGGUUAUGAUGAUGUUGGUGGUGUAAGAAAGCAGAUGGCACAGAUUCGGGAACUAGUGGAGCUGCCACUGAGGCACCCACAAUUGUUCAAGUCUAUUGGUGUUAAGCCACCAAAAGGAAUUCUGCUGUAUGGACCUCCUGGGUCUGGCAAGACUUUAAUUGCCCGAGCAGUUGCGAAUGAGACUGGUGCUUUCUUUUUCUGCAUCAAUGGCCCUGAGAUCAUGUCAAAACUGGCUGGUGAGAGUGAAAGCAAUCUAAGAAAGGCAUUUGAGGAAGCAGAGAAGAAUGCACCUUCAAUCAUAUUCAUUGAUGAGAUAGAUUCAAUAGCUCCAAAGAGGGAGAAGACUCAUGGAGAAGUUGAGAGGAGGAUUGUUUCCCAACUCUUGACCCUCAUGGAUGGCCUUAAAUCUCGUGCACAUGUAAUUGUUAUUGGAGCUACAAAUCGCCCGAAUAGCAUUGACCCUGCUCUUAGGAGGUUUGGAAGAUUUGAUAGGGAGAUAGAUAUUGGUGUUCCAGAUGAAGUUGGGCGUCUUGAAGUUCUUCGUAUUCACACAAAGAAUAUGAAGCUUUCCGAAGAUGUUGAUUUGGAGAAGAUUGCUAAGGACACCCAUGGAUAUGUUGGUGCUGAUCUUGCUGCUUUGUGUACUGAAGCUGCACUUCAAUGCAUCAGAGAGAAAAUGGAUGUGAUUGACUUGGAAGAUGAAUCAAUUGAUGCUGAGAUAUUGAACUCAAUGGCAGUAACAAAUGAGCACUUCUCAACUGCUCUUGGCUCAAGCAAUCCUUCUGCUCUCCGUGAAACAGUUGUUGAAGUGCCCAAUGUCAGCUGGGAAGAUAUUGGUGGUCUUGAAAACGUUAAGAGAGAACUCCAAGAGACUGUUCAAUAUCCAGUGGAACACCCUGAAAAGUUUGAGAAGUUUGGAAUGUCACCUUCAAAGGGUGUCCUUUUCUAUGGUCCUCCUGGUUGUGGUAAAACGCUUUUGGCAAAGGCAAUUGCCAACGAAUGUCAGGCAAACUUCAUCAGUGUCAAGGGUCCAGAGCUACUCACAAUGUGGUUUGGAGAAAGUGAGGCUAAUGUGAGGGAAAUUUUUGACAAGGCUCGUGGUUCUGCUCCAUGUGUCCUAUUCUUUGAUGAACUUGACUCUAUUGCAACUCAGAGAGGUAGCAGUGUUGGGGAUGCUGGUGGUGCUGCUGAUAGGGUUUUGAAUCAACUUCUUACUGAAAUGGAUGGGAUGUCAGCAAAGAAAACUGUCUUCAUAAUUGGUGCCACCAAUCGACCAGACAUCAUAGACCCUGCUCUUCUACGUCCUGGCCGUCUAGAUCAGUUGAUUUAUAUCCCUCUCCCAGAUGAGGAUUCACGUCAUCAGAUAUUUAAAGCUUGCUUGAGAAAAUCCCCCAUCUCAAAAGAUGUUGACCUUAGAGCUCUUGCGAAGUACACUCAAGGUUUUAGUGGUGCUGAUAUCACUGAGAUUUGCCAGCGUGCAUGCAAGUAUGCCAUAAGAGAAAAUAUUGAGAAGGACAUUGAGAGAGAAAGGAGGAGAAGGGACAACCCAGAGGCAAUGGAAGAGGAUGUUGAAGACGAAGUGGCAGAAAUCAAGGCAGCUCAUUUUGAGGAGUCUAUGAAGUAUGCACGAAGGAGUGUUAGCGAUGCCGACAUUCGCAAGUACCAGGCAUUUGCCCAAACAUUGCAGCAGUCAAGAGGUUUUGGAACCGAGUUUCGGUUCGCAGAUACUACCUCUGGUGGUACCGCAGCGGCAUCCGAUCCAUUUGCAUCUGCUGGGGGAGCUGAUGAAGAUGAUCUUUACAGUUAAGUUAGGUUUAUUUGGUUUGUUUCAAUUUACUAAUGAAUACCAGUGCUAUCAUUUAUGGUGGACUUCAUCUGGAUUAUUGUGUCAUGUCAUGGUAAAAAGGCAUUGGUUCAUAUGGCCGGCAUUUUUUUUGUGCGGAGCCCCCUUAAAAAUUGGAAGGGAUUAGUACGAAGUUUAUUCUGCAACUCCGUAUCUUUUGAAACUAUUGUGCUCUGUUCUAAAUUAUCAAAACACCUUAUAUGAAGACGGUUUCACAGAUUUACACCUCA